Messenger RNA from Hyaena hyaena (striped hyena), 1973 nucleotides. It is a transcript of the gene PLIN3, whose product is annotated as perilipin 3. Bases 59 to 1456 code for a protein of 465 amino acids. Gene Ontology annotation, biological process: lipid storage; positive regulation of triglyceride storage. The record is from RefSeq and is a predicted model, not a curated record. Gene Ontology annotation, cellular component: cytosol; lipid droplet. The transcript has 8 exons. NCBI's taxonomy places the organism in Eukaryota, Metazoa, Chordata, Mammalia, Carnivora, Hyaenidae.
UUCCGAGCUGUCCGUCGCGCUCUGCACGUCCCGCUGACCGCGUGCCUGCUUCUGAGAAAUGGCUCACAACGGGACGGAAGGCGCUGACGCCCCGGUGACUGCGGGAGAACCGGUCUCGCAGCCCAGCGUCGUGGGCCGCGUGGCCAGCAUGCCCCUCAUCAGCUCCACCUGCGACAUGGUGUCAGCCGUCUACGCCUCCACCAAGGAGAGCCACCCCCACGUCAAGACCGUGUGCGACGCGGCUGAGAAGGGCGUGAAGACCCUCACGGCGGCCGCCGUCAGCGGGGCCCAGCCCAUCCUCUCCAAGCUGGAGCCCCAGAUCACAUCAGCCAGCGAGUACGCCCACAGGGGGCUGGACAAGCUGGAGGAGAAUCUGCCCAUCCUGCAGCAGCACACGGAGAAGGUGCUGGCAGACACCAAGGAGCUCGUCUCGUCCAAGGUGUCGGGGGCCCGAGAAGCCGUGUCCAACACGGUGUCCAGCGCCAAGGACACAGUGGCCACCCGAGUGACGGAGGCAGUCGGCGUGACCCGGGGCGCCGUGCAGACUGGUGUGGACGCCACCAAGUCUGUGGUGGCCAGCGGCGUCCAGUCGGUCAUGGGCUCCCGGGUGGGCCAGAUGGUGCUGAGCGGGGUGGACACGAUGCUGGGCAAGUCCGAGGAAUGGAUGGACAACCACCUGCCCAUGACAGACGCUGAGCUGGCCCGCCUCGCCACGUCCCUGGAGGGCUUCGACAUCGCCUCGGUGCAGCAGCAGCGGCAGGAGCAGAGCUACUUCGUGCGCCUGGGCUCCCUGUCGGAGCGGCUGCGCCAGCGGGCCUACGCGCACUCGCUGGGCAAACUGCAGCAGACGCGGCAGCGGGCGCAGGAGGCCCUGACGCAGCUGGCGCAGGCGCUCAGCCUGAUGGAAACCGUCAAGCAUGGAGUUGAUCAGAAGCUGGUGGAGGGUCAGGAGAAACUGCACCAGAUGUGGCUCAGCUGGACCCAGAAGCAGCUCCAGGGCACGGAGGAGAACCCGGCCAAGCCAGAGCAGGUGGAGUCCCAGACGCUCGCCAUGUGCCGUGACGUUGCACACCAGCUGCGGGACACCUGUGUCUCGCUGGGGUCCAGCGUCCAGGGGCUGCCGACCCACGUGAAGGACCAAGUGCAGCAGGCUCGCCACCAGGUGGAGGACCUCCAGGCCACCUUCUCCGGCAUCCACUCCUUCCAGGACCUGUCCGGCGCCAUCCUGACGCAGAGCCGAGAGCGGGUGGCCAAGGCCCGAGAGGCCCUUGACCACAUGGUGGAGUACGUGGCCCAGAACGCGCCCAUCAUGUGGCUGGUCGGACCCUUUGCGCCAGGUGUCGUGGAGAAAGCUCCGGAAGUCGUGGGGAACGCCCCGGAAGUCGUGGAGAACGCUCCGGAAGCUGUGGAGAACGCCCCGGAAGUUGUGGAGAACGCCCCGGAAGGGAAGAAAUAGGACCACCAGAAGGGGCCUCAAGGGACUUAGUCUCUCCCUGAGGGGUCAGCACGAGCACUGCACCCCUCGCCCCGUCACCCCUCUCCCCUUUGCCCCGCUUGGAACGUGUGUUACUUCCUUUCCUCCCAGCGUAUCUCCGCUACCACCUCGGGGAGCCCCCUCCGCGAGCUCGGAGGACGCACGUUCUGAGCCUUACUUCCAUCAGUCAUUAGGGGAAGGUUUCCAGAAACAAAUUUUUUCUAGAAGGUCCUCAACUCCCCCCACCCCAUUUUUUUUUUCCUUAGAAACAAAGGGUAGAUUCCUUAGAUCCCGUCUGUCCUGUUCAAGGCCCCUGGAUAUCCGCCUUUGGCUAACGGACUUGGACUUCUGGCCCGCGAAGUGGCCCUUCUGGGGUCUGGGGUGGAGGCAGAACGGCUGAGACCCAUUCUAGAGCAGACGGGGGCCGGGGUCGGCCUGGCCAGUCGUGGGUGCGUGGAGUUUCGCUGUUGCCUUAAUAAAUUUCACCUGCAGCUAAGUA